UACUAUAAAGUCCAAAUUAUCACAUGUAACCAAAAAGUAGACAAUACUUUUCUCUUCUAUUCUACUGUCACCAUGAAUAAAUUCUUCAAGAAUUCAAGAUUGGUUAUUGGUAUUUUCAAUCUCAGUAAAAUAUACCCAAAAGAUACAAAAUCAACUAGACAAUUAUGUAAUCUUACUGAUUCUUGGAAAUCAAUGGAUGGUCUAGUUAAAUGUUCUGCAAAUUUUGAACCAUUGACACCUUUAAGUUUCUUGGAAAGAGCAGCUAAUGUAUUUAGAGAUAGAACUAGUGUUGUUUAUGGAGAAAAAUUGAAGUAUAAUUGGGAAGAAACACAUAAUAGGUGUGUUAAACUUGCUUCUUCUCUUGUUCAUUUGGGAAUUUCUCAUGGUGAUGUGGUUGCAACUCUGGCUCCUAAUGUACCAGCAAUGCAAGAGCUACAUUUUGCUGUACCGAUGGCAGGAGCGAUUCUUUGUACGUUAAAUACACGCCAUGAUUCAGCUAUGUUAUCGAUACUUCUGAUGCAUUCGGAAGCUAAGGUCAUAUUUGUGGAUCAACAAUUGCUCGAAGUUGCUCGAGGAGCAUUAGCUCUUCUUAUUGAAAAGAAGCAGAAACCGCCUCUUCUUGUUGUGAUCCAUCAAUCUGAUGAUGACUCGUCUGCUAUUGAUAACGUAAAUGUUCGCGAUCAUGAAUAUGAAAGUCUCGUCAGAAGUGGGGAAAGCGAUUUUUCUAUAAGGUGGCCGAGAACUGAAUUUGACCCUAUUAGUAUUAACUAUACUUCAGGUACAACUUCGCGUCCCAAAGGAGUUGUAUACAAUCAUAGAGGUGCGUAUCUCAAUACAAUCGCGACUUUUUUGCUUCAUGAGAUGAGUAUGUUCCCUGUGUAUCUGUGGACCGUUCCAAUGUUUCACUGCAACGGUUGGUGUAUGGCUUGGGGACUUGCAGCGUUGGGUGGCACGAAUGUUUGUCUUAGAAAUGUCUCUCCAAAAGACAUAUUUGAAAACAUUUUGUUGCAUAAAGUCACACAUAUGGGUGGUGCACCAGCUGUCUUGAACAAGAUUGUGAAUUCGCCUCCGUGUGACCUGAAGCCACUAGCUCACAAGGUUAGCAUUAUGACAGGUGGUUCACCGCCUCCACCGCAAGUCAUUUCCAAAAUGGAGAAGCUAGGGUUCAGCGUAAAUCACUUAUACGGACUAACAGAGACAUACGGUCCAGGUACAUAUUGUUUGUGGAAGCCCGAUUGGGAUUCUUUGCCUCCUGACAAAAAAUUUAUACUGAAAGCCAGACAAGGAGUGCAACAUCUUUGUUUAAAAGAAGUUGAUAUACGCGAUUCUACCACCAUGGAAAAGGUUCCGGCUGAUGGUAAGACAAUCGGGGAAAUCAUGUUUCGAGGGAAUACUGUGAUGAGCGGAUACUUGAAAGAUACAAAAGCAACAGAAGAAGCUUUUAAAGGCGGAUGGUUUCACAGCGGUGAUCUUGCUGUUAAACAUCCCGAUGGAUAUAUAGAAGUUAAGGACCGGUUGAAAGACAUUAUAAUCUCCGGCGGAGAGAACAUAAGCACAGUUGAGGUGGAAAGAGUUUUGUAUAGUCAUCCAGGAGUUCUUGAAGCAGCAGUAGUCGCGAGACCAGAUAAUCACUGGGGGCAAACACCUUGUGCGUUUGUGAAGUUGAAAGAAGGAUUUAGCGUUGGCGAUCAAGAAAUUAUCAAUUUCUGUCGGGAUAAUUUGCCUCAUUACAUGGCACCCCGUACAGUCAUAUUCGAUGAUAUACCUAAAACUUCGACAGGCAAGAUACAGAAAUUUAUCCUGAGGGAGAAAGCAAACGCGUUGGGCAGUCUUUUCUAGAAUGAAAUGAAGCAGCAGCAGCAUUUGCUGAAAAAUCUAUGUAUCAAUCCGUUGAUAAUUGGUGGUAAUGACAGUCCAUUUGUGUCUCUAAAUUUAUGUGUACAUUGUCCUGCAAGUGUUUGGGACAUACAACUAAACAUGGCAAUUGCCUCAUCUGAACACUUCCAGAAAAACACAUAGCAAAAUCAAUGACGGAGCCAGGAAUUUUGCAAA
Molecule: messenger RNA, 2052 nt
Organism: Capsicum annuum
Lineage: Eukaryota; Viridiplantae; Streptophyta; Magnoliopsida; Solanales; Solanaceae
Product: isovalerate--CoA ligase AAE2
Exons: 2
Coding region: 73-1839 (588 amino acids)
Source: RefSeq, a predicted model, not a curated record